AUGCCCGUCGACUUCGGCUCGAUAAUGUCAACACCUUUCCCAUCAUUCAUGUCAGUGGUUGGGGACGGAAACAACUCUCUCCCAAAGGACAUGGAAGAGCUGCCCACCCUCGAUACAAUCAACAGUGAAACCCAAAUUCUCGUCACAGACGCAAAGCCAAUCUCACAACCUCUCGAUCAAUCCGCUCAAUCUUUACACCACCGUGACAGUGUCACUUCCAUGACUUCGGCUUCUACCGAGUCCUCUCCCACCACAACAAACUCCACCUUUGAUUCGCCCUUGAUCAUGGACGCUUCCCCCUCCUCUUCCCCAGAGUCUGCAACUUCCAACUUGCCAACAUCUCCAUUCAAAUCCAUCAUGCCCCAACAUACACACAACCCCCCAAAAGACUACCACCACCAGACCUUUGUUCGCUCCGAGGUUCCUUCGAUGCCCCCACCACGGCUUCCCCCUCCACUUGAUGCCACUAAGAACGUCAAGAAUCUGUCAUUGAAUGUCAGUCCCAUCCUCCUACAACGCCCAGCUACUGCACAUGGCUUCGAGGGUUCACAUGCCUUUUCGGCGCCUACUUCGCCCAUGAAAGACACCCCUCGAACUGGAAGGCGGAAACCUAACAAUCUAACCAUAAGAACUCCUGGCUUCCAACAACUAUCCUUCCCUCGUGUUGGUUUGGAUGUUCCACCCACUCCCAGCUCAAGACCCUCAUUACACCAUAUGGCAUCAUCUCCUGCCCUGGCAUCGCUUGGUUCUCCUACCAAAGCUCCUCAGGGUUUGUUCUUACAUCUCCCUUCAAGUGGAAGCAUUCACUCGGGUUCUACAUCAGGUCCCAACUCGGAUUCUAGUUCUUCUAGUCAGCCACUUAACAUCAGCCUACCCGAUCUACGAGAGGAGGACGAAAUGAAUGGACUGAAAUCUCAGGAAACACAAGAGAAAGGAUAUCCCAAUGGUCCCGUAUUGAUCUACGAUGAAGGAGUCUAUCUAUUCUUAGAACCCACGGCCGAUGAAGCAAGUCAGUUUGACACGGUGAUCAACGUGGCCAAGGAAAUCAAGUGCCCGUUUCCGACACCUCCAUCGAAACCCGAAAUCACAGAACCUCAGACGGCCAUCUCUGAAAUGUCAUUCAAGUCUGCCUGGGAGUGGCCACGGCCUAGUGAAAUGCAGACCCCGACCACUCCCCGACCUUCAUCAUUUUAUCAGCCAAAGAGUCCGGAAUAUUUGCAUGUACCGUGGGACCAUAACUCGGAAAUUCUGGAUGAUUUGUAUUGUUUAUGUCGAUUGAUUGAUGAAAGGAUCCAGGCCGGUAAGAAGGUGCUCAUUCACUGUCAGCUCGGCGUCAGUCGUUCAGCAUCACUUGUCAUCGCAUACGGUCUGUACAAGGGUUACCAAUCCGAUUUCCACUCCAUGUACAUGACUGUGAAAAAGCGCAGCCAAUGGGUGGGACCGAAUAUGAGUCUGAUUUACCAACUUACCGACUUCCGCUCAAAGGUAGUCAAAGGGGUUUAUGGUGACCUCAGUUACAAUCCAAACCCUGCUUGGUGGGAAACGCGAGCAGCCAACCCGUUCUCGAACGCCGACACCCCCGUGGCAAAAACAUCUAGUUGGCAAACACCCCAGGCAAACGAAUAUGCUACACAGGAGAAUUCAAAGACUCCCGUGGCACAGAGCAGGAUCUUGACCCCUGCAACUGUGAAGCCAACUCCAGCGUUGAAGUUGAACAAGGCUCUACCACCCGUUCCAUUAUUUCCGAAGGAAGCACCAGUGGCGACUCCCGUGAAGCUCAGUCAGAUUUUGCACAGCAUUGGAACACCUAGUCCACCUCAUCAACCGGCAGCGGACGAGAGUAUGAAGCCAGCCCUUCAGCCAGCGUCGCCACGCCCUCUGCCAUUCAGGGAGCAAUUUGAGGAGAAGAUGUCAUAUCAAAUGGCACAACCGGCAGCUAAAACCCCUAAAUUAGGUUUGAGGAUUGACUCCCCGAGGAUGGAUCUGGCCAUGCAAGAUGUGCCUGACACACCAUCUCUCUUGUCACCACGAGCCAGUGAAUUUAUGGCAUCACCUUUUGGUAUUACCGUGGCAGGCGAUGUGUCGACAGUUCCUACUCGAACCAAAACAUUGAAGCCUUCAAAGAGUUUCGUCAUGCCUCGACAUCAGGUGAUCCUCCCCCCUGCACACAUGAAUCCUUCGGGAGAACGGAUCCUUGCACCAUUCGAUCCACGAAGUCCACAUCAGCAUGGAGAAACGGCAGAGAUCUUGCGACACAUUGAUGACUUUUUGUGA
This is a messenger RNA of Exophiala bonariae, 2274 nucleotides long. RefSeq lists its product as uncharacterized. Gene Ontology annotation, cellular component: cytosol; nucleus; cytoplasm. Gene Ontology annotation, biological process: protein dephosphorylation; negative regulation of MAPK cascade. Gene Ontology annotation, molecular function: MAP kinase tyrosine phosphatase activity; MAP kinase tyrosine/serine/threonine phosphatase activity; protein tyrosine/threonine phosphatase activity. The record is from RefSeq and is a predicted model, not a curated record. The transcript has a single exon. NCBI's taxonomy places the organism in Eukaryota, Fungi, Ascomycota, Eurotiomycetes, Chaetothyriales, Herpotrichiellaceae. The coding region runs from base 1 to 2274 and encodes 757 amino acids.